GUACCUCGGCGUGGCCUCGCUGGCCGGCUCGCUACAUGACAGCUCGUGCAAUGAGGUCCCGGGUCUCGUGCACCAGCAGCUGCAAGUCUGCAAGGACAACCCCCAGUCGUUGAUGUGCAUCAGCGAGGGCGCCAAGCGAGGAAUACUAGAGUGCCAGAGCCAGUUCCGGUUCGAGCGCUGGAAUUGUACCACCCAGAAGAACUACACCGUUUUUGGGCCGAUUCUUAGAAAAGGUUGGAGUACGAGAGAGACAGCCUUCGUGUAUGCAGUACUCAGUGCAGGGGUCGUGCACUCGGUGACCCAGGCUUGUUCGGUUGGGAACCUCACAGACUGCUCGUGUGAUAUGUCCAGGUACGGCGAGGCUGACGUCGAGGGCUGGAAGUGGGGAGGAUGUAGCGACAACGUCAACUACGGCCUGUGGUUCAGCAAGACGUUUGUUGACGCCCCAGAGACCGUGGCCUCGCAGAACGGCAAGAACGUCAGGAACCUGAUGAACCUGCACAACAACGAAGUGGGUCGAAAGGUUGUGGAGAAGUUGAUGUCCAAGAAAUGUCGAUGUCACGGCGUUUCCGGUUCCUGCGCAGUGAAGACGUGCUGGCGGGGACUUCCGGCAUUCAAAGACAUUGGCCAGUCGCUCAAGUCCUUCUACGAGACCUCGGUCCGGCUGGCUGGACGCUCCAAGCAGAAGCUCCGCCGUAAGGAGAAGUCGAAGCGUCGGGUGCCGAUCAGCACUGAGGAGCUGGUGUACCUGAGCAAGUCCCCCAACUACUGCAAGCACAACCCCACCCGCGGGAUCCUGGGCACCACGGGGAGGGUGUGCAACCGCACGUCCGAGGGCCCGGAGGGGUGCAACCUGCUGUGCUGCGGCAGGGGCUACAACACGCAGGUGGUGAAACACGUGGAGCGGUGCCACUGCAAGUUCCACUACUGCUGCUACGUCGAGUGCAAGAGUUGCGCCACCAUGGUGGACAUCCACACCUGUAAAUAAACCCCUCCCCCCACCCCCGACAUGGUCCAUCGGCCACAGCAUUGUUAUCACUACCCACAAUUCCUCUACCACACGGACCAAUCAACGGAUUGCAUGGGCGUGGUGAAACGAAGUCCCAUGUCAACACACUUCUCGUCAAGUUUCGUCGUUGUGCAACUCUGAUCUGAUAUUAUUUGGCAAUAACCAUUUUAUUUUCACUAAUCCAUUGAAGUCGUGCACAUGUUCUCACAACAAACUACCAGCGAACUGUGAGGGGAGACAAUUUACAAUAGCAUCAUCUUCCUUGUGCAAAGCAUCAAACCGAAAGUGAACCUCAUCACCAACACGUCAUCCAAGAACUCUUCAAUGGUUUUUUUUUACUGCUCAAAACAAAAGAGCUCAUAUCUUAUUUUAAACUGCUAGUUUCUUCUUCCAUAGUAUAAGAUUUCUACAUCAUGUGUUCAACUGAUUUACUAAAUGAAUGAGGUUCGCCACAACGCUGAAAUGUUAUACUUUGCCAUUGCUCAAGAGUCGAGGAAAAUCGGUCAGCUUUUAAAUCCAAACAGUAGUAUUGUAAUUUAUUUGCUUUGCUAAUGUAAACUUGUUUUGUUUUGAUGAAUCUGUGUAUAAUUGAUGGAAAUGUAAAGUGUAACGCCGUGUGUAAUCAAUUAAUCCAUUAAUUAUUUAUCAAUGUAUUUCUCUAAAAAACAAAAAGAAACCUUGGAACGGUUUUUUUUUUUAUGUUUGAAUUUUUUUUUUUUAAAAAGAAAAAAUUUUUUGUGACUAUAUUUGUUAUAUUAGUCAAAUGUGAAUGUAAUUGUAAUAAUCGGUAAACGUUAUUACAUGUGCAUCUGUAACUUUCAUUACAUGUGUAACGACAUCUAACUUGAUUACAUGUGGAACUAGAUUAACAAGGAUUGUAGGAUCUAUUGCAUUUGUGACGUGAGUGAGGUUUAUCGAAAAAAUAAAACAUUGAGUAGACCAGAACUUCUUUAAACUUAAACUGUAAAGCUUGCCAGUCUUCCACGACCAUUCUUGACGUACAAUGUCAAAAUCUCGAGAUAAAUAAUUCACUCGUCUUCCUACAAUAAAACAUUGAGUAGACCAGAACUUCUUUAAACUUAAACUGUAAAACUUGCCAGUCUUCCACGACCAUUCUUGACGUACAAUGUUGUCAAAAUCUCGAGAUAAAUAAUUCACUCGUCUUCCUACAAUAUUGUCAACUUUGCGGUUCCAACAUAUUGGAGCGCCAAAUAUUCUUACCAAUUUCACUUCAACCUCAGCUCACAAACUACAAAAAAAAAACAGUAUUUUAAGGACUGGUUAGUUGUUUUUUUUAAACUGACAUUAAUUAGCGCAGUAAUGACUGUAACUGACCACAGUUAUGGCAUACCCCUCUUCUAAUUGGCUGUUUAAUCCCGAUCACGUGACAUCAAAUGGCAAACAUUUUUUAAAGUUUCUCGCAGAAUCAAGAGAGUUUUAAAAUUUCAUGUGGAGUUCGGAGAUUCCCUUUGUAUAAACACGAGUAUUUAAAAUUCUCGACAAGUUCAAUAAAUAUUACAUUAUUAAAAGAUUUAAUUUUUAAUUUUUUUACAUAUUUUCUUGCAUCCAACGGUGAUAUGUCUUUGGUACGCCCCCUACUGAUAGUGCCGUUCAGUGUAGGUGUAGUGGUCUUAGUGGGCUCAUUUUGUUAAUUCAGUUAGUUCACUUUACACUAAGUCCUGGUCCUUGAGGUCUCCUGGUUCAGUUCACAUGAAUCUGAGGCCACUUGGUUCAUAUGAAUCUGAGGCCAUUUGGUUCAUAUGAUUCUUAAACUCUCUAAGGACAUUUGGUUCAGUUCACAUGAAUCUGAAACUCUCUAAGGACAUUUGGUUCAGUUCACAUGAAUCUGAAACUCUAUGGGGCCACUGGUUCAGUUCACAUGAAUCUGAAACUCUCUAAGGCAAUUUGGGUUCAGUUCACAUGAAUCUGAAACUCUACGAGGCCACUAGGUUCGCCGAGCUUUAUGACGUCAUAAACCUGUAGUUACCUGAACCAUUUUUUACUGCGGGGGUGGGGAACGAGUUGGGCAGUAAUUUUCCAAAAAAAAUUAAUUAAUGCUGAGCUAAGAGGCAGCCCUAGAAGAGCUCUGGAGUGUGUGCUCUCAGCGAGAUUAUAUUUUUUAAAUGUUGGGGGGGGGGGGGGGGGUAAAUUAUUUUAAGUAAUAUACCGAGGUCUAGCUUCCAUGUUAGAUAUUUUAAUCACUCCCUUAGUUUGUUUACAGUUCAGAAUAGACUGACAUACCCACAAAUGCGAUUAUCUGAAGUGUAUAACUGUGAUGAAAUUUGAUUUCAAUGAAUCAAAUGUAUCAAACCUGUUAAAAUUGUGGCCAAUUUGUGUUACCAGAAACCAGCAGUAUCACGUGUUGUGGGUGAACCAAUCGUUUGACAGCGUCGUCUGUGUUAGCUGUAGAAUUUAUUGUUUCGUGUAGGAGUUUAGACCAGAUUUUUAGUGUGAUUGUUGUUAUUAUAAGUAAUACAAGAACAAGCAUUUUAAUUUAAUCCGCUUUUUUUAACUGACAAAACUUCUUACACAGCAUACAAUGUCCAGAAUUGCAAUAUAAAAUGUAUAGCAAGUUGUAUUUCUAUUCUAAUAUUAUUUCUUAUGAGAUUUGUACAAAGCAAUAAUACAUUACGUAGUUUUGUUUAGACUAAAGUGUUUUUUAUUUCGUUA
Molecule: messenger RNA, 3679 nt
Organism: Physella acuta
Lineage: Eukaryota; Metazoa; Mollusca; Gastropoda; Physidae
Product: protein Wnt-16
Biological process (GO): multicellular organism development; cell fate commitment; neuron differentiation
Cellular component (GO): extracellular region
Molecular function (GO): frizzled binding; cytokine activity
Source: RefSeq, a predicted model, not a curated record